Trypanosoma brucei brucei TREU927 is the source of this 375-nucleotide messenger RNA. RefSeq lists its product as hypothetical. Lineage: Eukaryota; Euglenozoa; Kinetoplastea; Trypanosomatida; Trypanosomatidae. The transcript has a single exon. The coding region runs from base 1 to 375 and encodes 124 amino acids. The record is from RefSeq and is a predicted model, not a curated record.
AUGUUUCCACAGAGAGAACAAGGACACAACCGUUUCUGUGUAGGAGAUCUGGCCGCCAGCGGGUGGGAGGUUGUCGAAAGGAACUGUCAAGGUGAGUCAAAGUGCUUGGUUAUAGGAGCAAGUGGUCAUAAGAUUGUGGAGGAAAUUAAAAUCUUUGAUGUCACGCGAGGCGGGCGCUCAACAAAGGCAACGAAUUUCGUCGUUUUUGGCCGAAAAUCAAGGAAAGAACCGGCUUUCAUUGGAAGUUUCGUCAAAAUGGCGUCGAGUGUCGACGGUCCAAACAAUUUGAACCCGUCAGAAGUGGCUUUUACAACCCAUUCCAAAAUUAGAGAGGGCAGAGUUGAAAAUGGACAAAACCACGCCCGGAUAAACUAG